This is a messenger RNA of Bursaphelenchus okinawaensis, 3620 nucleotides long. The record is from the annotation of a GenBank genome assembly. Lineage: Eukaryota; Metazoa; Nematoda; Chromadorea; Rhabditida; Aphelenchoididae.
AUGGCCUGCGCCUUGGUCGAAAUGUAUUCGGCCAAAAAGAGAGGUGGGUUGCUCAUGGUCACAGACUGUUAGAGGAAAGGGGGGGGGGCGGAAUGUUAAAGAGGCCGCAUUUAAUUUGCAUUUGUUUGUAAAGAAAGUUAAUGCGCUUUGUUAGGGAGUUUUUUAAAUUUUUUAAUGAUUUUUUGGGUCUGGAAAGAAAGUUUUUGCAAUUUUUGGUUGUGGAAGGAAAGUUUUUGUUAUUUUGUGCACUGUAAAGAAAGUUUUUGUCAUUUUUUAGUUUGUAAAGAAAGUUUUUCCCAUUUUUAGUUUGUAAAGAAAGUUUUUGUCAUUUUUUGUUCUGUAAAGAAAGUUCUUGCCAUUUUUGUUUUGUAAAGAAAGUUCUUGCUAUUUUAUGUUUUGUAAAGAAAGUUCUUGCCAUUUUUUGUUUUGUUAAGGAAGUUUUUGCUCUUUCUGCUAGUUUUAUAACAACGAUAAGGGAAAUGUCGUAUUUUACCACGUAAAUGCUUUCAGAAUACCCAGGAGGGGGCUAUUCGUUACCUCCAGAAGGCUUCGAAUCCAUAGUUUUGGAGCUGCGAGAGAAGUUCAACGUCGGACCGAGUGAAAUCGACCAGCAAACGCUAAAGAAGAAGUUGUCUAACAUACGAACGAGGGUCAGGAAUCGAUGCAAGGACCUAGCGUGAGUUAUAUCUUCUCAUUUUAAUUUUAGUAGGCUUAGGCUUAGGCUUAGUAGGCUUAGGCUUAGUAGGCUUAGGCUUAGUAGGCUUAGGCUUAGUAGGCUUAGGCUUAGUAGGCUUAGGCUUAGUAGGCUUAGGCUUAGUAGGCUUAGGCUUAGUAGGCUUAGGCUUAGUAGGCUUAGGCUUAGUAGGCUUAGGCUUAGUAGGCUUAGGCUUAGUAGGCUUAGGCUUAGUAGGCUUAGGCUUAGUAGGCUUAGUAGGCUUAGGCUUAGUAGGCUUAGGCUUAGUAGGCUUAGGCUUAGUAGGCUUAGGCUUAGUAGGCUUAGGCUUAGUAGGCUUAGGCUUAGUAGGCUUAGGCUUAGUAGGCUUAGGCUUAGUAGGCUUAGGCUUAGGCUUAGUAGGCUUAGGCUUAGUAGGCUUAGGCUUAGUAGGCUUAGGCUUAGUAGGCUUAGGCUUAGUAGGCUUAGGCUUAGUAGGCUUAGGCUUAGUAGGCUUAGGCUUAGUAGGCUUAGGCUUAGUAGGCUUAGGCUUAGUAGGCUUAGGCUUAGGCUUAGUAGGCUUAGAUUUAGUAGGCUUAGGCUUAGUAAGCUUAGGCUUAGUAGGCUUAGGCUUAGUAGGCUUAGGCUUAGUAGGCUUAGGCUUAAAGACUCGUAUUUUAGAGCCGACGCCGACCUGACAGUCCUAAACCUAACCCCAUCCGAACAGAUUUACUAUCGAUAUUUUGGGUGUCCGAAUGCUUUGGAUAACAAUAACAGAUCAGGCGAUGGAGAAGGGAUAAGUCCUGUGCCGAAUGGCAUUGACGAUCAUCGACCGGUCAAUGGAAUUCAGAGUGAUGUAAGAGUUUUUUUUUGAAAAUAAAUUUGUAUAGGUCUUUGUCAAGAUGAAUAUUUAGGAAUAUUUGGCCAAGGUGGCGUAGAUUGGAUUAGUAGGCUUAGACUUAAUAGAGGAUACUUAGAUUAUGCAAAAAAUGAGUUUUUAAUUAAUUUUUUGCUUUUGCACUGUGCAAAGUAUAUUUUUUUACGUUUUUGCACAUUGCAAAAUACUUUUUUCUUUGCACCGUGCAAUGUGAAGCGUCUUUUUUCUUCGAUCUUUCUGACUGCACAGUGAAAACUACUUUUUUCGUUUGCACCGUGCAAGGCAAAGCGGCUUUUUCCUUUGAUCGUUUGGUCUGCACAGUGCAGCCUUUUUUAACUGAUUGCACGGUGCAAAAGUAAAUUUAUGAGAUUGCACAGUGCAAAAACGUGUCUACUAGGCUUAGGCAUGUUAGACUGUGGUUUAGUAGGAUUACGUUUAGUAGGCUUAGGCUGACUAGGCUUAGGCAUAAGUAAAGCUAGGCUUAGGAGUAGGGUUAUGCGAAAUUUUUUUUAAAGCAGAAGCUUAUUAUUUUUUUUGAAGAUUGAUAAAUUAGGUAACAUUUUACAAUUUUUUAAUAUUUUUUAAAGUUUUUACUAAAAAUUUUUUUCUUUUUUGUUACCUAAAACAUUUUCAGUUCUCCACCCCCAACGAUCUGCCGCGAGAAGCGUUGGUGAUGCUGAUGCGAGCGUACGGUGAGCACCUCCACCUCUUCACGGAACAGAGCAUCCAGAUCAAAGACAUUGAUCGUCAGCGUGACCAGUUAUUCCAAAAUCUGGCCGAACUGCUCCUGCGCGAGUUUAAGAUCCAAUGGUCGACGACGCAGGUGCAGGACAAGAUCGACGAGGUGGCGCGGUCACUGGGCCGCAAGAUCGACGACUGUCGGCGGAUGGCGCCCGGAGCGGCGGACAACAGCAACCUGAUCCUGAAGCCGCACGAUCUCACCGAAGCCGAGGCCGAACUGUUCGACGCCCAGUACCAGGAGCGAUCACCCCCCAAGGAAAUACCCAGCAGCUCGGCCUCAGGCCUCCAUAUUCCGGCUAGUGGUGCGGAUGGACUAGCAGGUCAUCGUGCUCUGACUUCUGACCAGAAUCUGAUGGGCAACGACUUCUACCAAAUCAUCGUACCUCCCAACGGCAUCAACGUCGAGGCAUCGAUACCCAACUCAAUGUCAAAUCCAAUGUCCAACUCCAUCCCGAACUCACUAUCAAACCCCCUAUUAUAUAAUGGCAUCACCACACCCCUCCACGUCUCACACGAAGUUACAGUACCCCACAGCCUACAGAAAUCGAAGCUAAGUCCCAAAAAACCACAGAAACGCCAAGGCACGGCACAUUCAGAAGCAGAGGAGAAGAGGUCGCGGAACAUGACCGACGCCGAGAUCCUAACGUUGGAGAAGCAGCGAACGUUAGUGGCGGAGAGAACGCUGGCCGAAGAGAGUCUAGUGCUGGUGAGGAAACAACUAGGCUUGUUGGAACGACAGGAAGAGUAUUAUAGGGUAGGUAGUGUUGAAGUUAGAGAAGUUUUGGUGGGCGGGGUAGAAGUUUAAAAAAGAUUUUGGGGGGCGGGGUAAAAUUUCAAAAUAAGGUUUUGUUGUGCUAGAAAAAAGUAAAACAAAAAAAAUUUUGGUGGGCGGGGUAAAAAAAUUUGGUGGGCGGGGUAAAAGUGAACAAAAAGGUUUUGUUGGGUUAGAAAAAGUAAAACAAAAAAAAUUUUUGGUGGGCGGGGUAAAAAAAGAACGACUUUUUUUGGGCGGGGUAAAAGUUAGGGAGUUCUUUUUUGAUUUUUUUUUGUUGUAAAAUACGACCGGGUCCACAAUACCACUGUUUUUAUUUUAUUUUAUUACACGAUUUUAAAAUUUUUUAACUUUAUGGACUCUGCAGGGUGCGGUUGACAUGUUAUACGAUGAAAUAUAUUUUUGGGCUGUUUUGCCUAAACAAUUGAAUAAAAAUGAAUAGUUUAGGUAGAAAAAUGAUAAACAUGAUAAUUUUAAGCUAUUCAUAGAAAAUUUUUUUUUGUUUUAUUACUAAUGCCAUUCCUUUUUAGACCUGGACGGAUAUCGGGAAAUCGUUGCGCGGCUUCCUACGGUUAUGA